Sclerotinia borealis F-4128 is the source of this 1476-nucleotide messenger RNA. The record is from the annotation of a GenBank genome assembly. NCBI's taxonomy places the organism in Eukaryota, Fungi, Ascomycota, Leotiomycetes, Helotiales, Sclerotiniaceae.
AUGCGUCAACUAAUUCCAACCGUGCUGGCUACAACUUCAAUAGUAAUAGCAAGUCAAAGCGUUUUCAGUGUCCACGAUGACUUGCUCGCAUUUCCCCAGUAUGAAGUGGUAUUUUCGAAUUCUUUCCUCUCGGAACAGGAAGCAGAUCUCAUAAUUAACCAUCCCUCCUCACCUGUUCAUGAUACACCACAACCAUGCGACACCAGAAGUAUACAAUCCCAACAUCCCAUUCAAGACCAUGAAUUCGACCCCUCCAAACAUGUCUACGAGCUCAUGUGGCUAAAUGGUGAAGCGCACCUCUGUACAAUUCCCAUCGUUUCUCUUCCUCCACGCAACGAAACUUCGGAAGCUGAAGCCCGCGCCGCUGAACAAAAAGAACUCGCCCGAGCGACUAACCGUGGCUGGGAGUUACUCGGAGAUCUAGAAGGAAACUGCCUAUAUUUCGUAUCAGGAUGGUGGUCUUAUUCAUUUUGCUACAACAAUGAAAUCACACAAUUCCAUCAACUACCUCCACAACCUGGAAAGGCCCCAUUCCCGCCCCAACCGGAUCCAUCAGCCCAAGAAUUCGUUCUCGGAAGAGUGAAGAUAUCACCGAAAAGCAGGAGUAAGGAGGACGAAUGGGGCAACCAAAUAGAAGCUCAUGCAGGACCCAAAAGUGGAGAAUCGCCAAAGACAGAGCUUCAAGUAAAGGGCGAUACCCGCUACCUCGUUCAGAAAAUGGAAGGUGGCACAACCUGCGACCUCACAGGGAAACCUCGCCAAGUCGAGGUUCAGUUUCACUGCAACCCACACGUCACCGAUCGCAUCGGCUAUAUCAAAGAAAUGACAACCUGUUCAUACCUUAUGGUUGUAUACACACCCCGUCUUUGCAACGAUGUAGCAUUCAUGCCCCCCAAAGCAGACAAAGCCAACAGCAUAAUCUGCAAGCCCGUCAUCCCCUCCUCAGAACUCCCAUCCCGCAUCGAAGCCGCCUCCGCUUCUGGCUCAUCCACCAUCCCGACCUCCUCAAAGCCUAUAAAUAUCGGCGGUAUAACCGUCGGCGCCGGUAAUUUUAUUGGCAAAGAAGGACAACGUUUACCUAUCCCCGCUAAUUUCGGCGAGGACGAAAGUCGAAGUGAAGUUAUUGCGCGGGCCAAGAGUCGAGCGGAGGGAGGACAAAUCGAAGUCGUCAGUGAGCAGAAAUUGGCUAAGAUGGAUCUCGAUCCGAAAAUGAUCGAGAAGUUGACGGAGGAAGUCAAGAAAUUAGCCGGGGAAAAGGGAUGGAAAAUUGAGGUUGUAGAUGUUCCUGGACAGGUGAGAGAGAUUUUAGGAAUUGUUGAGGAUGAUGCAGGGCAGGGUUAUGAGAAGGGAGCGGGAAGACCUAUUGAAAAGGAUUCAGAUAAAAACAGUAGAGACAAGAGGGAAGGCGAUAAAACUGUAGAUGAGGAUGAGAAUGGAGAUGAGGGUAGUGAGGAAAUCUUCAAGGAUGAGUUAUGA